AUGCUCAUCACGCUCAAAACGUUGCAGCAACAAACUUUCAAGCUGGAUGUUUCCCCAGAAAUUACAGUUAAAGAGCUAAAGGACAAGAUUGAGUCAGAUAGGGGGAAGGAUUACCCAGCCAGUGGACAGAAGCUUAUCUAUGCAGGUAAAAUUCUAGAUGAUACGAAGGCAGUUGGAGAAUACAACAUUGAGGAAAAGAACUUUGUUGUGGUUAUGGUGACUAAGCCAAAAGCAGCAACACCUAAACCAGCAGAGACACCAGUUAAUGCUGAAACAUCAGCAACUACCACUGCCACAACCGGGGCUGUAGCUGCUGCACCAACCGCAACUGUCCAGAGUGACAAACCUGCUGAGACUUCAACUGCUACAAGUGCUGCUGCCACUGUAGCUCCAGCUGGUGCAACAGCCGGAACUGAGGCUCGAACUGACACUCUCCUGUAUGCUGAAAGUAAUCUGGUCACUGGCCAGGCGUAUGAAAACAUGGUACAGCAGUUGAUGACCAUGGGUUUUGAGCGAGAAAAUGUGGUCCGGGCUCUGCGAGCCAGUUUCAACAACCCAGACCGAGCUGUGGAGUAUCUGUUGGCGGGUAUACCCGAUGAAGGCAAUGAAGAAGGGUUCGGGGGUCAGCCUGCGAUGAGGAGUCUGGGGGAAGUUGAGUCCAACGAAUCGCUGGCCUCGGAUUCAUCACCACAGCUUGCAGGUUUAUCCCCAGAAGGAAUUGGCGGAGAAGAUCCUUUGGCUUUCCUUCGAACACAGCCUCAGUUUCAGCGAAUGCGACAGGCAAUUCAGGAAAACCCACAGUUGCUGCCAGCGCUUCUGCAGCAGAUUGGUCAGAGUAAUCCACGCCUUCUCCAGAUGAUCAGUCAGAAUCAAGAACGUUUUGUCCAAAUGUUGAAUGAACCAGAUGAAGGGUCGGACCAGGAGGGUGGUGUAGGUGCUGGCGGGACUCGGGCACCUCCAGGAUCUAAUUACAUUUCUGUCACCCAAGAAGAGAAGCAGGCGAUUGAUAGGUUGAAAGCCCUCGGUUUCCCAGAGGCCAUGUGUAUCCAGGCUUACUUUGCAUGUGACAAAAAUGAAGACCUCGCUGCAAACUUUUUAUUGUCACAAAAUUUUGAUGAUGAUGACCUCCCAAGUUGA
Candidula unifasciata is the source of this 1137-nucleotide messenger RNA. Lineage: Eukaryota; Metazoa; Mollusca; Gastropoda; Stylommatophora; Geomitridae. The record is from the annotation of a GenBank genome assembly.